Molecule: messenger RNA, 480 nt
Organism: Encephalitozoon hellem ATCC 50504
Lineage: Eukaryota; Fungi; Microsporidia; Unikaryonidae
Product: Ca2+-binding protein
Exons: 1
Coding region: 1-480 (159 amino acids)
Cellular component (GO): cytoplasm; myosin II complex
Molecular function (GO): myosin heavy chain binding; calcium ion binding
Source: RefSeq, a predicted model, not a curated record
AUGAGGCGAAGGCAAAGAAGGCAAAGCUCAAACAUAUUUCAUAUGCUAACCAAGAAUCAAAUAGUCGAGCUCAGAGAGGCAUUCAACUUCAUGGACGUCAACAGCGAUACAUUUGUUGACAGAAAAGAUCUAGAAAGCUUUCUCGUAUCAAUAGGAUCGCCUUUUUCUAACAAAGAAGUCACCGAGAUGAUGGAUGAGAGUGGAGAUAACAUGACAUACAUGCUGUUUCUGACAAUGAUAGGAGAGAGGCUUAGCUGCACAGACUCGGAAAAAGAAAUUUUCAAUGCACUAAAGGAAUUCGACGAUAAUGGAGAUGGCACAAUCGAUGAAAAGAUGCUGAGAGCAUGGCUGAUGGAAAAGGGCGAUCAAAUGGCAGGUGAAGAUGUCGAUUUACUUUUAAAGGGUUGUGUUGAAAACGGAAGGGUUGAUUGCAAAAGCCUCACAACAAAAAUAAAGUAUGGGGAAAUCAUCACAGAAUAA